AUGGCAAGCGCGCAAUAUAGGAGUGGUCCCGAUCCAAUAAGCGAACGACCGCUUUAUCGUCGAUUGGUACCUGACCACUCGGCGGGAAACGAGGAGAGUCCCAUCCUCGAUAUCGAAACUCGCUACCUAAACAAUAAGCGCCGCCUCGGUCUACGAUCAACGACUCUGCUGUUAAUGAAUCGCAUCAUCGGAGCCGCGAUCUUUUCCGUUCCUUCAUCAAUCGUCCUCGGGGUACGCAGUGUAGGUGCCGCACUCUUCUUAUGGCUCGCCGGACUAACCCUAUCGUUCUGCGGUAUGUUUAUCUGGCUGGAGUUCGGAUGCCUCAUGCCACGAAGCGGAGGAGAAAAGUUGUAUCUAGCAAGGGUAUUUCCGCGACCGCAUGGGCUCAGUACUACCCUCUAUGCCUUCUAUAUCUUGUUAGGAUUUGCCGGUCUGUCGUGUGUCGUCGUGGUGGAUAACCUGCUGCUUGCGGUGAAUGGCAACACCGGCGAGAUAGGGAAACGCGCUAUGUGUGUGGGUGUACUUCUACUGAUCACUGCCUUACAAUGCAUCUCACCGGAUGCAACCUUGCGAAUCAUGAAUGCAGUGAGCCUGGUGAAGAUCGCCAUUCUACUGGGAUUAGUGCUCACCGGCCUCGCGACUAUCGCGGGGCUGACUCCGGGGAUCGAAGACCCAUGGAGAAAUUUCCAUCACCCCUUUUACGGGUCAUCAACAGACCCGUACGACUAUCUGGUCGCUCUGCUCAAGAUCUUAGCUUCGUUUCAAGGAUGGCACAAUGCAGCGUAUGUUCUCGACGAGGUGAAGGACCCGGUCCGAACAUUAAAGAGCGCUGGAAUUCUGGGUCUAGGGACGGUUGGAAUUCUCUACCUCAUGGCCAAUAUAGCAUGUUUUAUCGUGGCCAACCCCGACGAGAUCGGUGGCCAAGGGACCCGGCUCGUUGCGAUGCUCCUGGGUAUCGUCUUCGGCGACCAAGCAGCGCGGAUCACGGCGGCCGCUGUGGCCCUUUCCACCUUCGGCAGUUUACUCUCAACCUCUUUCGCUCUGGUACGCGUUGUGCGCGAGCUCGCGUGUGAGGGUGUCAUCCCAGCAGCAGGCUUGUUGACGAAUCGCCCCACCUCCGGCACGGCGACAGUGUUGUCAUUUUUCUUCCUCUUCGGGUCUGCUCUGAUUGCAAUCCUUUUGCUGCCAUUUGGCGAUGCGUACAUAUUUCUGGUCGAUGUCACCCAAUACCAAAUGGCAGUGGUUUGUGGCGCGGUAGUGAUCGCCCUACUGCUGAUGCGACGACGAGUCCCGUCUCAGGACUAUCCAUUCCGCGUUUGGACGUUCGCUCCAUAUACCUUUCUCGCCUGCCAGGCAUGUCUCCUUCUGACUCCGUUCAUCUCCCGGGAUGGGCAUAGCGAUACGGGCUUACCGUUCUGGCUUGCUCCGGUGGUCGCCUUGCUGUCUAUUUGUUCUGGGGGUGUGUACUGGUGGUGGCGGAAGGAACAUUGACUGGUGAAAGUCAGACCUAUCAGCAAGCGAGGGGCGAUGGCGCUGAGAAGAAUUAGGGGACUAAUAUACUUCAGCCCCCUACACUGGAGGGUACUAGUUAGACUUCGCCUUUUGUCCACUUGGACCAUUCACCCACCACCACAUUCCUAAGCCAGCUACGGAGUGGAAGAUCUUCCCAACUACAUACGAGUUCCUCUAGAUUGGUAUCGUCCUAAAUUUUGAGAUUAGUUCAAUUUUUCUAGCUCUAUUUAUGAUUUUUUUUUUCACUGAGAAGUUUCUGUGCCUAGUCGCUCCAACUCUAC
Messenger RNA from Aspergillus pseudotamarii, 1793 nucleotides. RefSeq names its product amino acid/polyamine transporter I. The record is from RefSeq and is a predicted model, not a curated record. Gene Ontology annotation, biological process: amino acid transmembrane transport. The transcript is spliced from 4 exons. Gene Ontology annotation, cellular component: membrane. Gene Ontology annotation, molecular function: L-amino acid transmembrane transporter activity. NCBI's taxonomy places the organism in Eukaryota, Fungi, Ascomycota, Eurotiomycetes, Eurotiales, Aspergillaceae. Bases 1 to 1491 code for a protein of 496 amino acids.